AUGCCUCUUUGCUGCCCGAGCUCGGGGCAGAUGAAAGGCUCCAAUCAGGACCCCGGCAGCCCGCGGCAGCCCCGGCUCGGCUCUUUGUGCGCAGCAGAGGAGCGCAGCGCGGGCAGCAUGCGGCCGCCGAGCCUGGGCGCCAGCCUGGCCUGGGCUCUGCUCAGCACCGCGCUGGGGAUGGAGCUGAGCCUGCGGGAGACUCUGCUGCUGCGCUCGCUGGGUUUGAGCAGCAGACCCGAGCCCAGAGCCCCGGCGCCGGUGCCGCCCGUGCUCUGGAGCAUCUUCCGCGGCGGGACCGGGGCUGCACCCGGCGGCUGCCGCGUCAGCGAGCUCAACGUGCCCGGCAACAUCGUGCGGGUCUUCCCCGACCAAGGCCACUUCAUCCAUAAGGGGCAGCCCCAGAGGCUGUUGUGUCUGCAGAAGCGGCUGUACUUCAACCUCUCGGUGCUGGAGGAGGGUGAGAGCUUGACCAUGGCUCAGCUGGAGAUCCAGUUCAGCCACAACUCCUACCACAGCUCCAGCCAGGGCCAGGCUUUUGAGCUCAGGCUCUACCAGAGCUCUCAGCUGGCCCUGCAGGGGAUGCCCUCACCAAACCCCAGCCAGAAGCUGCUGCUGGAGAGAUCCUUCGUGCAGCUGCACAAAUCUCUGCUCUUCAACCUGAGUGGGGUGGCCAAGGGCUGGAGAACCCCCAGCAGGAACCUGGGCUUGAUCCUGGAGCUGUCGGUGAGCGGCGCCGGGGGCUCAGCCCAGCCCGGGACGGGGCUGCAGGGGCUCUGCAGCAGCAUCAGCUCCUUCCUCGACACCUCUCUGCUGGUGGUGACGCUGGACCAGCAGCAGUGUAAAGCCGCCAGGAGGAGGAGGAGGAGCCUUCAUCCCGCCCCCGUCACCCCGAGCAACCUGUGCAAGCCGCGGCGGCUUUACAUCAGCUUCAGCGACGUGGGCUGGGAGAACUGGAUCAUCGCCCCCCAGGGCUACCUGGCCAAUUACUGCCUGGGGGAGUGUCCCUUCCCCCUGACUGCCGAGCUCAACAGCACCAACCACGCCAUCCUGCAGACCAUGGUGCACUCCCUGGACCCCGAGGGGACGCCGCAGCCCUGCUGUGUCCCCGUCAGGCUCUCGCCCAUCUCCAUCCUGUACUACGACAACAGCGACAACGUGGUGCUGAGGCACUACGAGGACAUGGUGGUGGAUGAGUGUGGCUGCAGGUAA
Colius striatus (speckled mousebird) is the source of this 1209-nucleotide messenger RNA. It is a transcript of the gene GDF1, whose product is annotated as growth differentiation factor 1. Gene Ontology annotation, cellular component: extracellular region. Gene Ontology annotation, biological process: SMAD protein signal transduction; BMP signaling pathway. Gene Ontology annotation, molecular function: growth factor activity; cytokine activity. The transcript is spliced from 2 exons. NCBI's taxonomy places the organism in Eukaryota, Metazoa, Chordata, Aves, Coliiformes, Coliidae. The coding region runs from base 1 to 1209 and encodes 402 amino acids. The record is from RefSeq and is a predicted model, not a curated record.